Molecule: messenger RNA, 1659 nt
Organism: Rosa rugosa (rugosa rose)
Lineage: Eukaryota; Viridiplantae; Streptophyta; Magnoliopsida; Rosales; Rosaceae
Product: COP9 signalosome complex subunit 3
Exons: 11
Coding region: 102-1367 (421 amino acids)
Biological process (GO): ubiquitin-dependent protein catabolic process
Cellular component (GO): COP9 signalosome
Source: RefSeq, a predicted model, not a curated record
GUGCAGUGUCACUCGGACCCAAAAAACCAAGCUCAGAGCCCCUUGAGGCUUCUCUUCUCUCUCUGUGCUUCAGAACCGGAAAAAUCAAACCCUAAAUCGCCAUGGAAGCUCUGGUGGUGAACAUCCAGGGGCUCUCGACGAAUGCCGCAGACCUUUCGAACCUUCACAUCAUUCUGAAGCAGGCGCAUGAGUCUCUCCAGGCGGAGUCGAUUCGGUUGCUUCCUCUUUUGGACCAGCUCGAUCCCUCCCUGCAUUCGCUUGGAUACCUCUACAUCCUGGAAGCAUGCACUUCUGCUGCAUUGUCAAAGGAGCAAGCUAGUGCGGUGCUGUUGCCCACUGCCAGAUUUAUCAAUUCAUGUGAUAAGGAGCAAAUUCAAUUGGCACCUGAGAAAUUCGUAAGUGUUUGCAGGAGGUUCAAAGAUUUUGUUAUGCAGCUUGAAGCCCCAUUGAGAGGAGUGGCACCAAUGUUGACAGCAAUUCGGAAAAUUCAGAGCUCCUCGGAACAUUUGACUUCCUUGCAUCCAGAGUUUCUUGUUCUCUGUUUGUUGUCAAAAAGCUAUAAAGCUGGAUUGUCAAUUUUGGAUGAAGACAUUUUUGAGGUUGAUCAGCCAAAAGAUCUUUUUCUCUAUUGCUAUUACGGGGGCAUGAUAUGUAUAGGACAAAAGCGUUUUCGCAAAGCGUUGGAGCUUUUACACAAUGUUGUAACAGCUCCAAUGUCAGUCAUUAAUGCAAUAGCUGUUGAAGCAUACAAAAAGUAUAUAUUGGUUUCACUAAUUCACAAUGGACAGUUCUCUACCAGUCUCCCUAAAUACACCUCAUCUGUAGCUCAGAGGAAUCUGAAGAACUUUUGUCAGCCCUACAUAGAAUUGGCAAACAGCUAUAGCACUGGUAAAAUUGCUGAGUUUGAGACAGUUGCCCAGAAACACAGGGAGAAAUUUGAUAAUGACAACAAUCUUGGACUGGUGAAGCAGGCUAUAUCUUCCAUGUAUAAGCGCAACAUUCAGAGACUGACUCAGACAUACUUGACUCUCUCCCUCCAAGAUAUAGCCAACAGUGUUCAGUUAAACAGUGCUAAGGAAGCUGAAAUGCAUGUGCUACAAAUGAUCCAAGAUGGUGAGAUAUUUGCAACAAUUAACCAGAAGGAUGGAAUGGUUAGCUUUCUUGAGGAUCCUGAACAGUAUAAAACCUGUCAGAUGAUUGAACAUAUUGACUCAUCAAUACAAAGGAUAAUGGCGCUUUCGAGGAAGCUGACUACUAUGAACGAGAACAUCUCUUGUGAUCCUAUGUUCCUAGCCAAGGUUGGGAGAGAGCGGCAACGAUUUGACUUUGAUGAUUUUGAUCCUGUUCCACAGAGGUUUAAUAUAUGAUUCAAUCAUUUUCACCCCUUCUAUCGGCAUUGACGAGUGGUUAGGACAAAGAUGGUGGAUCAUUUGAAUCUGUUUUCCAGCUUCUUACCGUGCAAACUGCAAAAUCCCAAAUCCUGUCUAGUUAUGAAACUAGUUUGUAUUUACUGUUCUCGACAGUUUUCUUUUUUUGUUAUGAUAGGAAGACCACAAUUCCAUCAGCUGAUGAGAAAAUGAAACAAAAUGUGUUCUCAAGGUUAUCAGUUAUGCUUUUAGGCUCAACUUUUAGAAAUCAAGGUCCAUGCGUUUAAAUGAA